Molecule: messenger RNA, 2646 nt
Organism: Aspergillus ruber CBS 135680
Lineage: Eukaryota; Fungi; Ascomycota; Eurotiomycetes; Eurotiales; Aspergillaceae
Gene: farB1
Product: putative C6 transcription factor (Ctf1B)
Exons: 3
Coding region: 1-2646 (881 amino acids)
Biological process (GO): regulation of DNA-templated transcription; DNA-templated transcription
Molecular function (GO): DNA-binding transcription factor activity, RNA polymerase II-specific; zinc ion binding; DNA binding
Source: RefSeq, a predicted model, not a curated record
AUGACCAACGCCACGACCGCCACGACCACACCGUCACAUCCCAAGAACACAAUGUCUUCUACCGAUUCCCAAGCAAAACGCAAGGCCUCCACGGCUGGCAUGUCCGUCAACACUCGUCCUGUCAAGAGACGUGCUUCGAAAGCGUGCUGUUGUUGUCGAGCUCGCAAGGUCCGCUGCGAUGUUGUCGAGAAUGGUUCUCCCUGCACAAAUUGCCGAUUAGAUCAGGUCGAAUGCGUUGUUACGGAAAGCAAGCGGAGAAAGAAAUCCCGCGUUGAGGCUGAAAAUGCCAACAAUGUUCCCGACUCGCCUCCGGACGCUUCAGAAGACAGUGGGAAUUUCUUCCGGAGAUUCAGUGAGAGCCGUCUGUCCGAUGUGGCACCGGCUUCGCCAUCACAGCAUUCGCUCGAUCUGGACCAAGGCUCACAUAUGCCUCAUCUAUUAUAUCAAAACCAGGCAGAACGGAUUGGAGCAGAGUCCCGGUUUGGUCGUGGAAUGGCCGCGAACCCGGCCGUUCCAGCCACUUUGCCAUUGCACCAUGUCACCUCGCAAAUCCAGCAAUUGUUGGACCCGUCCUUUGCUAGCCCCCGUUCGGGAGGCGUCAUUCUACCAGAUUACAUUCGGGGAUUGCCUGCUAGGUUGCAGAAGGAAGAUAUCGACUAUUUGGCCAUGAAGGGUGCCCUGACUAUUCCGGAUGUCAAUCUGCGUAAUGAAUUGAUCAAGAGUUAUAUUCACUACGUUCACACUUACAUGCCGCUCUUGGACCUCGAAGACUUCUUGCAGACGAUUAUCCAGAAUGAUGGAAUCAACCGCAUGAGCUUGCUGCUCUUCCAAGCUGUCAUGUUCGCUGGUACCGCUUUCAUCGACCUUAAGCACCUCCACGGCGCCGGCUACACAUCACGAAAGGCUGCACGGAAAGCCUUCUUCCAACGAGCCCGACUCCUCUACGACUUUGACUACGAGGUUGAUCGUAUCUCGCUCGUCCAGUCUCUGUUGCUGAUGACUUAUUGGUACGAGACUCCGGAUGACCAAAAGGACACCUGGCAUUGGAUGGGCGUCAGCCUGUCGUUGGCCCACACCAUUGGUCUACACCGGGACCCCGGGAACUCCCGCAUGGAUCUUCGUCGUCAGCGGAUGUGGAAACGCAUCUGGUGGAGCACGUAUACUCGCGAUCGCUUGAUUGCCCUGGGAAUGAGACGUCCCAUGCGCGUCAAGGAUGACGACUGCGAUGUGCCUAUGUUGACUCUCGACGAUUUCGACUUCCAUCCGUUCUCUCCCGAGAUCGUAGCCAUGGUCGGAAAUUCGGAGGUGCUGCACAAUGUUGAGCACCAGCGUGAACUGGCCCUGAUGUUCAUCGAGAAGGCCAAGCUGUGUCUCUGCGUUAGCCAUGUGCUGUCAGCACAAUACUCGGUUCUUAGCCACAAGUUUGGCGGCACGAUGGAGACCACCAUGAUGCUGGUCCCUAAGAAAUCUGCCGCUGAGACAUUUGAAGUUCGCCGUUGCGAUCAGGAGCUGGAAGACUGGCUGGCUAACCUUCCCCCGGAGAUCCAGUAUUCUCCGGCUGCGUCUUUGAAGCUCACAGAGGCCCAGGAGGUUCUGCAUUCGCACCGAGCGCUGCUCAAAAUGGUCUACUUGACCACAUCCAGUGCCUUGCAUCGCCCGCAAGUUCUUCCUUCCAUCCCGUUCCCGUCGAUGGACGCGGAGCUGCAGGAAAUCUCGCGGAACAAGGUGCGGUACGCGGCGGUGGAGAUCACCAACAUCGCCCAGGACCUGCACAGUCUGGACCUGACCCGUUACUUCCCUACCACCGGUGUGACGGUUCUGCUGCCCGCGGUCAUCAUUCAUCUACUUGAUAUCAAAUCCAGCGACCCUAAUGUUCGGAUGACCAGUCUCCAGCGCUUCUAUCAGUGCAUGCGGAUCCUCCAGCGUCUACGUGAGAUCUAUGCCUCUGCUGACUUUGCGACAUCAUUCUUGGAAGCCGCCAUCCGCAAGGCCGGUAUCCAGCUCACCGUUGCACCUCAGGAUGUGCAACAGCCACCGCCCGUGAACACCGACACUGCCUCCUCCACCAUGCCCGACCCUACGCGUCUUAACACCUUGACUCCUCCCCCAGACUCUCUCGCCCAGAAAAUACCCGAUCUUACCUAUCCAAAAUCAUCUGACACUGGAGCGCUUGGAGCAGCUGAGGAAGGUGGGCCACUGUUUGUGUCGACGCCGCCUCCAUCUGAUGGCAGCGAGAACGGCAGCACAAACAACCUCAACACUAAAUUCCAGCCAUCGGAUACUUUCCAGAUUCCCAGCAUGGAUUCGGAACUGAGUCUUAGCCAGUUGAUGGAUUUGGCCAACGAUGCCGAAGUAACACAGAAUGAUUUUGAUGCCUUAAUCAAUUUUGACGAUGCCGGAGCCGAUUUCUUUGCGGCUGAAAACAACAGCAACAACACCACUGCCACCAAUACCACUACGAACAAUAACAUCAAUCAUGAGAACAAUGGCGGCAACGAUUUUGUGGGUCCCAUCCCCGACGUGAUGAAUAUGAAUGCUGGCGGCAAGGGCGUUAAUUUCCCCGGACUUGCUGACGCCGUCGAAGCACCACGCUCGGAGGCUCAAGGUAUCACGGCGGAUCUGGAUGCAGACUUGGGAUUGUUUUAA